GUUUUAAAUAAUCAAUAAAGCGGUUAAUACGAACAAUAAAUAAUUUCAAGGACGUUAGGCGAUUGUUUGGCGAAAAUCUCUUCAAUUAACCUACACAAUUCUAUUUUUGCAGCCGGAUGCGAUAGCUACUAAACACGGACAACACGUGACUUACACGUAAGCAGAAGGCAUGAUUUGAGAAUCGGAAUGGCGGAAGCUUUUAAGAAGUUGCUUCUCCUGUUUCUUACGGAAAGUUGUUACAUCGAAUUUUUUGUGAAAUUUAAUUUUUUCAAUGUUAAAGUUCCACAGAUUGUUAAAAUAAUUAAGGGAAACAGUGCAGCCGGAAUAAAUUUUUUUGGAACACUUUUAGAAUUAUUGGCCAUCACCUCAGGUGCUGCUUAUUGUUUUAUCAAUGAAUUUCCUUUUAGUGCAUGGGGGGAGAGUUUCUUCCUGCUUAUUGAAACGGCCUUCAUCGCAUAUCUGAUCCUCUUCUACAACGGUUAUAGGAAUGCCAGUCAUAUGUUCGUGGCCCUGUACAGUUUUAUCCUGUAUCUACUGUUUGGCGGUGCCACUUCGAAGGAUCUCUUGUGGAACAUGCAAGCCUUCAAUGUGCCCAUAAUCGUAGUUGGUAAAAUGGUGCAAGCUGUACAGAAUUACAAGAACGGGCACACGGGCCAAUUGUCGGCUGGAACUGUUUUCCUCCUCUUCGUGGGUUCCUGCGCCAGAAUCUUCACUUCGGUGCAAGAGACCGGCGAUGAUUUAAUCAUCGUGACGUACGUCGUGGCCAGUUUGGCCAAUUUCGUCAUCGCCGUUCAGAUGAUCUACUAUUGGAAGGCCACUAAUCGCCUGGUGGACCAAGCCAAAACUCAAUGACGUCGAUGCCGUUAGGAGGCAAUGUAUCAUACGACAUGUUUUUGUUAAUAAAACGUUAUCGUUACAUUUAAUUAUGUUUUAAUAUUUUAAAAUGAGUCUUAAAUUCUUAAAGUGCCGCAAGAUGCUUCUCUAAUGAUUUCCAGAUAAAUUCUGUCGUUUCUUUCCGGAUGACGGUGGCACACACCAGACAUUCUGCACGCCUACCGUUUGUCACAAUGUCGAAACGGGAGAAAGGGGUCCAGAUACAGAAGACGAGAUUACAUCUGUGGCCCUGCAUUGUCGUCGUGUCCCUCGCCUAAUCAGCCAGCCAGAACUUUUUUUUCCUCCUCCUUUGGACUGUCUCUCAUCACUCCCUGCACUAUCCCUCGACUUUGCCAAUUACCUUUUUCCUCCCCUCGCACGUGGAAGAUUCGAUCCUCUGCCACAAUUGUCCCGUUUUGUCACCGUCAUUAGUGAAUUGGACGUCGGUUUCGACCUCUUACAUCGGUCAUUUUUUUUGUUUUGUUGAAUGAUUAAAACUGUCGAGGUGCGUCUUGUACAUGAAGAUUUGUUGACGAAAUCGGAAUGGACUUGUAAUUUGAUAAUAAAGAUUGUUUAUAUUUUUA
Molecule: messenger RNA, 1457 nt
Organism: Centruroides sculpturatus (bark scorpion)
Lineage: Eukaryota; Metazoa; Arthropoda; Arachnida; Scorpiones; Buthidae
Product: mannose-P-dolichol utilization defect 1 protein homolog
Exons: 5
Coding region: 187-852 (221 amino acids)
Biological process (GO): oligosaccharide biosynthetic process
Source: RefSeq, a predicted model, not a curated record